AUGAAAAUAAAAUUAGGAGAAACUAGUCUAUUUAUUUUCCUAUGCCAUGAUUCUGCAACGUUUGUGGUUCUUGGCAAACCAAGAUUUAGGCGGUCAGCUACUGACCACAUAUCUGGAGGAAACAUUGGUGGAUUACGUAUGGUUUGUUUUGUUGGUCUUCCUCUCAAACGCAUACCUGAUUUUCCCAAAACAUACGGUUCCUCAAAAUAUUGUGAUAAUUGUUGUUCUGCUUCGGUUUUAAACAAAGGUUUCAAUAAUGUCCACCCAUCUACAAUCUUUAAACAAUACUCAUUUGUAAUGUAA
Messenger RNA from Macrosiphum euphorbiae (potato aphid), 303 nucleotides. NCBI's taxonomy places the organism in Eukaryota, Metazoa, Arthropoda, Insecta, Hemiptera, Aphididae. The record is from the annotation of a GenBank genome assembly.